Messenger RNA from Rosa rugosa (rugosa rose), 4279 nucleotides. Its product is annotated as probable LRR receptor-like serine/threonine-protein kinase At3g47570. Gene Ontology annotation, molecular function: protein binding; ATP binding; protein kinase activity. NCBI's taxonomy places the organism in Eukaryota, Viridiplantae, Streptophyta, Magnoliopsida, Rosales, Rosaceae. The coding region runs from base 788 to 3949 and encodes 1053 amino acids. Gene Ontology annotation, biological process: protein phosphorylation. The record is from RefSeq and is a predicted model, not a curated record. The transcript has 2 exons.
AGCAUAGCUUUUUUAAUUUAUUUGAUACAAAAUUGGUCACAAGAUACCAAUUUUGGUGCAACAAGUUGGAACCUAGAUCAACAGUACUACCGAAAAAAGAGAGAGAAAAGAGGUCAAACACGGAUUAGUUAGGGUCCUACAUGUAAGAUCGAUCUUCUCCCAGUUACCUGCUAUCAUAGAUUUGAAUACGUCUCUUCUAUAUCUAUGAACAGAAAUGUUAAAACAGACAGCAAUAUCUCAUAUGAGCUGGAAAAAUCUUGGUCAAUCAUAUCAAUAAUUUUAGCUAAUGUCAAUAUGUCAACUACUCAACUGUAUCGCUUUAGAAUCAGAAGCAAUAAUAGUUCAACAUUGCAAAUUAAAUGCUUCAAAUGCAUCUUCAAAAUGGGUCAUCCCUUCUUUGGAGCUGUACAGAAGUAACUGUCUGGCUUUCAAUAUUCAUAAUCUGAUAUCAGCUCAACAAGCCAACACUCCAACAGUAUGGUUAGUGAGUGACAUUGUACAAUGCCUUGGUCUGUCGAGGGCAUACCAUUUCCCAAUCAAAGAUCAAAUCUCUAAUGAAAGGAAAUAAAAAUCUGGGCCCUCCAGAAAUCAUUUAAGUUCAAGUAUUAAUUGCUCCCCAACUGUAAAUCUCUAAUCUCCAAAUGCAAUUAAAACCUUGAACUAUCAGCAUGCUUCUUGUUUAAUUAAUAAUAGUAUAAUAAGGAGAUCAAAAUUUCUUCUUCUUUGUGCAAAUGCAACUUGGCUUUUAAUUGCUGAGUACCUAGCUAAAACCUGUACUCGAAAGAGGAUGAAGCAAUCACCUACUCAUUGUAGGCGGACGUUGUUUAAACUUCAAGUGUUCAUUCUUAUAUGCAUGAGCACAGUUCUGGAAUCUGCAACACCGCCCACUUUCGGAAAUGAAUCCGAUCUCCUGGCAUUACUAAAUUUCAAGAGAAGCAUCACUAAAGAUCCUCGCCAUAUCAUGAGCUCAUGGAACAAUUCCAUCCAUUUCUGCAGUUGGGCAGGCGUUACAUGCAACCCUUCCAACAAUCGAGUCAUCAUUCUGAACCUGGAGGCUCAAGAACUGGAAGGCUUCAUACCACCUUCAAUAGGAAAUCUUACUUAUCUAACUCAACUCAACCUCACAGACAACAAAUUUCGUGGUGGAAUUCCUCAAGAAUUGGGCCGUCUACUGCGCUUGCAACAGCUCAACCUGAUGGCCAAUUCCUUGCGGGGGAAUAUUCCAACUAAUAUAUCUCACUGUUCCCAACUAAGAGUGCUCGAUCUUGGUGAUAAUGGACUUACUGGGCCAAUUCCAGACCAACUCAGUUCACUGUUUGAGUUGACUCAUCUAUGGCUCGAUACAAACAUUCUCACAGGAAGAGUCCCAGCUUGGUUAGGAAACUUUUCUUCUUUGUAUGCAUUUUCUUUUGGUGAGAACAAUCUCCAAGGAAGCAUACCCAGUGAGCUAGGGGGUCUAACAAGUUUGAGAAGAUUCGUACUUGCAGAUAAUAAUCUUUCUGGUACAGUUCCUUCUUCAAUCUACAAUAUUUCCUCAUUAUACUACUUCACUGUCACUUCCAACCACCUGCAUGGAGAGUUGCCACCAAAUGUUGGCAUAACUCUUCCUAAUCUCGAAGUUUUUGCUGGUGGCGUCAACAAAUUCACAGGAAACAUUCCUGUAUCAUUGUCAAAUGCUUCUAGACUCCGGUUUCUUGAUUUUGCUGAAAAUGGUCUUACCGGAAAGCUCCCUGCUGAGUAUUUUGGAACCUUGGGAAGGUUAGUGAGAAUAAACUUUGAUGACAAUUCACUGGGAAGUGGGAAAAUCGGUGACUUGAAUUCUCUCACUUUCCUGGCUAAUUGUACUAGGCUUGAGGUGUUGAGUUUUAUCAAUAAUCGUUUUGGAGGAGAAUUACCAGAAUCCAUAGGAAACCUUUCGACCAAACUGAGAGAGUUUAGUGUGUCAGGCAAUUUGGUACACGGAAGCAUCCCUAUCGGCAUUGGAAAUCUUGUAAACUUGACCAAGCUGGAACUAGGAGACAACAAUUUGGGUGGUAGUCUUCCUGAAGAAAUUGGGAAGCUUCAGAAGUUAGAGGGACUGCUUUUGAAUCUUAACAAAUUUUCUGGGCCAAUCCCAUCCUCCUUGGGUAACUUGACUUCACUAACAAAGCUAUUCAUGGAGGGCAAUAGGUUUGAGGGAAGUAUACCGCCAAGUCUUGGAAGCUGCAAAAAUCUACUAAUACUUGACCUUUCCAGUAACAGUCUAAAUGGCACGAUACCUAAAGAGGUAAUUGCGGAUUCAUCCCUUUCAAUUUCAUUGACACUGUCUAACAAUUACUUGACUGGUUCACUCCCAGAUGAAGUGGGUAAGUUGGUGCAACUUACAGAGCUAGAUGUAUCAGGAAACAAGUUAUCAGGUGAGAUUCUCACAACCCUUGGCAAUUGUGUUAGCUUGGAACGACUUCAUUUGGAAGAUAAUGAAUUUGAAGGAACAAUUCCACAUUCUUUUAAAGAUUUAAGAGGCUUGGAGGAAAUAGAUGUAUCGGGAAAUCACUUAUUUGGUAAGGUUCCUGAAUUUUUUGUCCAUCUUGGAAAUCUUAAGAAUCUCAAUCUUUCUUAUAACCAUCUUGAGGGUGAAUUGCCUAAAGAAGGGGUUUUUUCAAAUGCAACUGGUGUAUCAGUUCUCGGAAAUGAUAAGCUCUGUGGUGGCAUCCCAGAAUUACUUCUACCUGCAUGUUCCAGCAGAAAGCCUCAAUCAUCUCUAGGAGUACUUGCCACAGAAGUGAUAAUCCCUGUAAGUUGUGGAAUUGCAUUAGUAAUUGCCUUUUGUUGCUGCAUUGCUGGACGUUCAAUGGCGAAAAGGUCAAGAGAUAGAUCCGUAGCAUCACGUACUUAUGAGGAUUGGAAAUCAGGUGUCUCUUACACAGAACUCGUUCAAUCAACUGACGGGUUCUCUACAAACAAUCUGAUUGGUUCAGGAAGUUUCGGUUCGGUAUACAAAGGAUUACUCAGUGGUGAGGGAAUGGUGGUUGCUGUUAAGGUAUUAAACCUUCAACAAAAUGGAGCAUCGAAGAGUUUCAUUGAUGAAUGCAAAGCAUUAAGAAGUAUAAGACACCGCAAUCUUCUUAAGAUCAUAACUGCCUGCUCAAGCAUUGAUAAUCAGGGAAAUGACUUCAAAAGUCUAGUUUUCGAGUUCAUGGAAAAUGGAAGUCUAGACUCUUGGCUGCAUCCCAGAGAUGAUGAGCAAUCUCAAGGGAAGAGAUUAAGCCUCAUCCAAAGACUGAAUAUUGCCAUCGAUGUGGCUUCCGCAAUAGAAUAUCUCCACCACUAUUGCGAACCAUCCAUUGUCCAUUGUGAUCUAAAGCCCAGCAAUGUUCUUCUUGAUGAAGAUAUGGUAGCUCAUGUUGGUGACUUUGGUUUAGCAAGCUUCCUCUUGGAAGCAUCGGAUGAUCCCUCCGAGAUUCAAAGCAUAUCAGUUGGACUAAAGGGUUCCAUAGGCUACAUUCCUCAAGAGUACAGCAUGGGAGCCAAAGUUUCCAUACUAGGAGAUAUUUAUAGCUAUGGGAUACUGUUGCUAGAAAUGUUCACAGGGAGAAGACCUACCGAUGACAUGUUCAAAGAUGGUCUAAGCAUUCACCAGUGUACAGCUAUGGCGUUGCCUGACCAUGUUAUGGAAGUUGUUGACCCUUUCUUGCUCAUAGAAAGAGAUGAAGAGAAUGAUGAUGGUGGCAGAGGCAGAAACGAUGUCCAAGAAAGACCAACAAGACAUCAGGAUCCUGACCUAGUCAAACGAAGAGGAGAGGAGUGCUUGGUUUCAGUUAUGCAUAUAGGAGUCUUAUGCUCGUCAAUAUCACCAAGAGAACGGAUAUUUAUGGAUGUCAUUGUCAACAAAAUGAAGGCUAUUAGAGAGUUCUAUCUAAAAGUAACAAAGAAGAAGGAGCUAGAAAUACAGAGACACACACACAUAUAAUUUAUGGCCACCUUCGUUACUAAAUCUCAAUAUAUACCUUCAUCUAUAUUAUAUGCAGUAGGAAAUUAUCUGAAAUAAGGAUAUUAGCUGUAUCAAAGUAUGUGAUAUCAUGUAAUUUUAAUUGAAUGCAGCAUUUUAUAUGCCAGAACAAGAGAAGAAUGUUUAUUCAUCCUGGUUUUUACUUCACCGCAACCAAAUGCAUAACAUUGUUUCAUUUAAAAGCUAACUACUUCUUGUCCGUAAUCUCAGGCCUUUUUCUACUAUGUAUAAAUAGAUAGAAGUUUUAUCAAUAUAAGAAUUAUCUCUUUGGAUUGAAGAAAAGAGCUAGAU